Molecule: messenger RNA, 1338 nt
Organism: Aspergillus tanneri
Lineage: Eukaryota; Fungi; Ascomycota; Eurotiomycetes; Eurotiales; Aspergillaceae
Product: methionine aminopeptidase 2
Exons: 7
Coding region: 1-1338 (445 amino acids)
Biological process (GO): proteolysis
Molecular function (GO): metalloaminopeptidase activity
Source: RefSeq, a predicted model, not a curated record
AUGGCUGCUCAGACUAGUGAGAAGCUGCAGAAGCUGGACCUGAACGGCCAGAGCGGCGAGGCUAAGGCCGACGCUCCUGCCGUCGGUCAAGCCGAGGCCGGGGAGGCAGACGACGAUUCGGAUGACGAUGCAGAUGAUGGAAAUGUGGCUCCCGAGGGUGCCGCCAGCGGAGCUGCCAAGAAAAAGAAGAAGCGUAAGACCAAGAAGAAAAAGAAGGGUGGCGCCAAGGUCCAGAGCUCCCCUCCGAGGGUGCCCGUUGCGAACCUAUUCCCCAACAACCAAUUCCCCGAAGGCGAGAUCGUUGAGUAUAAGAAUGAGAAUUCAUAUCGGACCACCAACGAAGAGAAGCGUUAUCUCGACCGUAUGGACAAUGAUCGCCUGCAAGAAUACCGUCAGGGUGCCGAGGUGCACCGUCAAGUCCGCCAGUAUGCGCAGAAGAACAUUAGGCCUGGCCAGACCCUGACGGAAAUCGCGGAGGGCAUUGAGGAUUCGGUGCGUGCCCUGACUGGCCACCAGGGCCUUGAAGAAGGUGACAACCUUAAGGGAGGCAUGGGUUUCCCCUGCGGGUUGAGUAUCAACCACUGCGCGGCUCACUACACCCCCAAUGCGGGCAACAAGAUGGUGUUGCAGCAGGGCGAUGUAAUGAAGGUGGACUUCGGCGCACAUUUGAACGGCCGUAUCGUCGAUAGUGCAUUCACCAUGGCCUUCGAUCCGGUGUAUGAUCCACUACUGGCGGCCGUCAAGGAUGCCACCAAUACUGGUAUUCGCGAGGCGGGUAUUGACGUUCGCAUGAGCGAUAUUGGUGCCGCCAUCCAAGAGACCAUGGAGAGCUACGAGGUGGAGCUGAAUGGCACAAUGUAUCCUGUGAAAUGUAUCAGGAACCUCAACGGUCACAACAUUGACCAGCACAUCAUUCACGGCGGCAAGAGCGUCCCGAUCGUCAAGGGUGGCGAUCAGACCAAAAUGGAGGAAGGCGAAGUGUUUGCCAUCGAGACCUUCGGUAGUACCGGAAAGGGUUACGUGAGGGAAGAUAUGGAAACCUCUCACUACGCGUUAGCCCAGGAUGCCACGCCAGUGCCUUUGCGUCUGUCAUCGGCGAAGAACCUGUUGAACGUGAUCAACAAGAACUUUGGUACCCUCCCAUUCUGCCGUCGGUAUCUUGACCGGCUGGGGCAGGAGAAGUACCUUCUAGGGUUGAAUAACCUCGUGUCAUCUGGAAUUGUCCAGGACUACCCGCCUCUCUGUGAUAUCAAGGGCUCCUACACAGCCCAGUUUGAACAUACGAUUGUUCUCCGACCCAAUGUCAAGGAAGUGAUCAGUCGUGGAGACGACUACUGA